This is a messenger RNA of Aureobasidium pullulans EXF-150, 4476 nucleotides long. RefSeq lists its product as uncharacterized. Gene Ontology annotation, molecular function: calcium ion binding; protein binding. NCBI's taxonomy places the organism in Eukaryota, Fungi, Ascomycota, Dothideomycetes, Dothideales, Saccotheciaceae. The transcript is spliced from 2 exons. Gene Ontology annotation, biological process: endocytosis; endosomal transport. Gene Ontology annotation, cellular component: plasma membrane; cytoplasm. The record is from RefSeq and is a predicted model, not a curated record. Bases 1 to 4302 code for a protein of 1433 amino acids.
AUGUUCUCGGGCUCCAAUUCUUUCCUGGGCGGCGCCAACCAGGGCCGUCCAGGCCAACAGCAGUAUGGACAACAGCAGCCACAGCAGAACUUCGCCGGCUUUGGCCCCCAGCCUACAGGCUACAUGCAGCCGCAAUACACCGGCAUGCCCCCCAUGCAGCAGCAACAGCAACAGCAGUCGCUACAACCUCAGGCCACUGGCUUCCCUCCUCAGCAACAGCAGCCUCAGCAGAACCAGUUCCAAGGAGGUCUCAUGCCUCAAUACACCGGCUUCCCUCCCCAGCAGCAACAACAGCAGCAGCAGUUCCAGUCGCCUCAGCAGACAGCUGCUCCCCAACAGCAACCCCAGCCCACUGGCAUGACCUCGUCCCAAAUCGCCGACUCGUUCCGCUCCACUCCUGCUCAGCAGCAGCCCCAGCCUCAGCAGACCUCGGCCGCUUCGUCUAAGAUCCCCAACAUCCGUCUGUCCUUCAUCACUGCUCAGGACCAGUCUAAGUUUGAGCAGCUCUUCAAGUCUGCCGUCGGGAAUGACCAGGCUCUCUCUGGCGACAAAGCCAAGGAUCUCCUCCUUCGCUCAAAGCUCCCCGGCGAUGCUCUGUCCCAGAUCUGGAUGCUUUCCGACACGACAAAGUCUGGCCAAUUACUCUUCCCCGAGUUUGCCCUGGCCAUGUACCUGUGCAAUCUGAAGCUUACCGGAAAGGAUCUUCCUGCUCAGCUACCCGAAAGAGUCAGGAACGAGGUCUCUAGCAUGGUCGACAUCAUUUCUUUCGGUGUGGCCGAUGCUCAGCCAGCUGCCCAGUCAUCCAGCAAUGCCCCCAGCUUCCCCGAUGUGCCGACUAUCCAGGCCCCUCAACCUCAGCCUUCAAGUAGCCAGCUGCUCUCUCAGCUGAAUCCCCAACCUACUGGCUUUCAGCCUCAACCCACUGGUUUCCAGCCUCAGCCUACUGGCUUCCAACCUCAGUCUGGUGGCCUCCAGCCUUUCCAGUCUCAGCCUACUGGUCUGCAACCUCAACAAACUGGUUUCCAAUCUCAAGCGACAGGAUACACUGGCCCUCGUCCUCCAAUGCCUCCAAUGCCCACCGGCUUUGGCCAAGGCCUUUCACCUCAACCCACUGGCUUCCCUAUGGCGCCACUCAAUGCCCAGCCUACUGGCCGUCCUGGCCAGUGGGGUCUUGUGAACGCCCCAGCCUCUGGUCUGCCCAACUUGCAGGCUCUUCAGCAGCAGAUGAUGCCUCAGCCUGGUCGCGAGACUGGUUUCAGCACUGCUGGGCUUCGUGGUAACGCCACUGUUCCCUGGGCCAUCACCAAGGACGAGAAGAAAAUCUACGAUGAUAUGUUCAAGGCUUGGGACGGUUUGAGCAGAGGCGCCAUUAGUGGUGCCACAGCCAUUGAAAUUUUCGGCCAGAGUGGUCUCGAAAAGGACGAUCUAGAAAGAAUUUGGACCUUGUCUGAUCCUCACAACAGGGGCAAGUUGAAUCUGGAUGAGUUUGCUGUCGCUAUGCAUUUGAUCUACCGCAGGUUGAACGGCUACCCCGUGCCAGCCAAGCUUCCUGCUGAGCUGGUUCCUCCAUCUACUAGAAACAUCAAUGAUGCCAUUGGAACCAUGAAGUCGCAUCUUUCCCAAGACGCACAAUCGAGAAGAAGCACCGGCGCAUUCUUGCAGCCUCAGAAGACUGGUGUGAGCUACCUCAAGAACCAUUCUUUCGCUGGCGCAGGUGCAAGUAUUGCCGGUCCCCGUAAGGACGCGACCGUGUACAAGAACAACGACGAAGAUGUUGGCUACCGCUCGUCCGCACGCCGUCGCACCGGUGAUACUGGGCGUACCGCUUCUCCUGCCCAGGACAAGCCUGUUGAAGAAAUGUCUGUUGAUCAGCUGAAGAAAGCUAUCCGCGAGAAACAAGUUCUUCUCGAUGCUAUGGACUUUGAAGACGAGGGUAGAGCCGACGAAGAGGACGCCCUGGAUCGCAAAGAUCGCAAGGAGGCCGAUGACCUCUACAGACGCAUUCGUCGUAUUCAAGAAGAUAUUGAUGGCCAUCCCAACUCCGGCUUCCGUACUACCGACUCCGAUGCCGAACGUAGAACCCUCAAGAGACAACUCCAAACUCUGUCCGACCGCUUGCCCGAAUUGGCCUCUCAUGUCAGACGCUGCGAAAGAGCUAUCGCAGAUGCACAACUCGAAUUGUUCCGCCUCAAGGAUGCCAAAGCCAACCCCAGCUCGGCUCCAGCAAUUGUUGGCACCGGACCCGGUGGCGCUGUGACAGAAUCCGAUCGUCUCAAGGCGAGAGCCAGAGCUAUGAUGCAAGCUCGUUCGGCUGCGCUCACAGGCAAGCCUGCUCCCGCUGCUGCUUCUGGUGACGACGGUGCAGGCGCUGCUAAGAGAUUGGAGGAUGAAAGUAACCGUGUUCGCCUUGAGAGGGAAGAAAACGAGAGAAUGGUUCGUGACGUCGAAGACUCUGUCACGGAGUUCAGCAGAACCAUUGAGUCUAGUUUGAAGGAGGGUUCCGAAGAUGCUGCCACUGAACACGAGAGAAGAAGAUGGGAAGAUGGCCUUGGUGUUGAAGAUGAAGUGAAAGAUUUUAUCUUCGACAUGCAACGAAGCAGCAGAACCGCUCGCAUCAGAAAGGACGAGACAUCCAACCCUCGCGAUCGUGUUGCUUCGCCUCGCGCUGAAGAGGCUAGUCGCAGUAGCAGUAACGCCCGUGUGGAGAGCUCUGCUGCAAGAAGCGAGACACCCCGUGGCGGAGGCUCUUACAACACCUACAAGACUGCCGAGGACCGCGCUGCCUUCAUCAAACAGCAAGCAGAACAGCGUAUGGCCGAACGCCUUGCUGCUCUGGGUCUGAGAGCGCCUACAAAGCCUGGAGAGUCUGCGCAGCAACGCCAGGAACGUGAGCGUAAGGAGCGUGAAGAUCGUCUGCGCCAGGCAGAGCAGGAAGACGCUCGCAGAGAAGAAGAGAGACAACAGAGGUUGGCUGGAGAAAGCAUCGCUCCUCCCACUGCAGAGAAGUCUCUAGGAAAGAAGGCCCCACCCGCACCCGCACCUCGCAAGAACCGUGGCGACUCUGUUGGCAAACAAGAAGAGCAACAAGCCAAGGCUGAGGCUCAACGUUUCGAGCAACAACAGAUGGAACAGGCAAUCAAGGAGCAGCAGUCAGCCCAAGCAUCCGAAACCAGGGAACUCGAAGACGAAGAGCGUCGACAAGAAGAGGAGCUUCGCAAGGAACGUGAGGCUGCUGCCGAACGUCUUCGUGCACUUGAAGAGCAAGUGCGCCAAGGCAAGCUCAAGAAGGCUGAAGAAAAGAAGAAGAGACAGGCAGCUUCCAAGGAGGCCGAGGAGAAGGAAUCUCGUCUUGCUGCACAGCGGGCCGAGAUCGAAGCUGCCAGGGAGAGAGAGCGACAGUUGCAACUGCAGCUUGAGAAUAUGAACGAUGACAGCUCCGACGAAGACGACGGCCCUCAAACUAUCACCCCCAUGGAAAGCACGCCCGCUGCUAGCCAAGAGCUUCAAAGGGAAGUGUCUCCAGCUCCUCCGGCCGAGGCCGCACCCGCACCACCAAGCGCUCCUGCCCCUCCACCAGUGCCUACCACAAUCGUCAGCCCACCAGAGGAGUCCAAGAAUCCGUUCUUUAGAAGCAUGAACCAACCUGCGGCACCUUCUACAAGUAUCGCAUCGCCAGCUGUUAGUGAUGCCGCCUCUACCAACCCCUUCCACCGCUUCACUCAGCAAGAUACCAGCAAGACUGCUCUACCCGAGCCUGCCGCACAAUCGGCUCGUCGCACAGCCAAGCCUGCUGAUGACGACGAUUGGUCUGUUGUUGACUCCGAGUCUUCUGACGAAGACGAUGACGCACCCACUGGUGGCAGCGCCAAACAGCUCGCGUCAAUGCUAUUUGGUACCAUGGCACCGCCACGCCCACUAUCGGCCAUGGAUUCGCCUGCCUCCAGCUCGCCCGCACCCCCUGCAUCGCUGCCACCCCUUCCCCCACCGACACCCGACGUGCCACCACCGCCCCCAAUGCCUGAGGGUGGUGUUGCUCCUCCAGCUCCCCCACCACCGCCACCAAUGCCUUCGACUGGCGCUCCACCACCUCCUCCGAUGCCCACCGGCGGCGCACCACCACCGCCCCCUAUGCCUUCAGGCGGUGCACCUCCCCCACCUCCUAUGCCUUCCGCACCUGCAGCAGGAGGCGCCAGACCCAACAUUGGUGGUCUCUUAGGAGAGAUUCAACUGGGCAAGGGACUCAAAAAGACGGUGACAAAGGAUAGAAGCACUUCGUCUACCGCGGGUCGUGUAUUGGGCUAGAGUUGAUUGUGUUCCUUAUCGUCAUUUUGUAUCCAACCUUUCUUGUUUGACCUUAGUGACUUGUCUGUUUUCAAAGUGUCUUGAGAUAGUAAAUAGUAGAAGUAGCUGAGGCCAGCUAGUAAUUUGAGAAACUAUAUAUCUGUCUCGUGUUGAGGUUGAUAUAAUAUCCUUCUC